AUGGAAGAACUCGCAGUCACUUCCCUCUCAGACCUAGACAAGCUGUCGAAAGCCUACUUCGACCUCGAAACGAAGCCCCAAACGUAUAUGAUCAGACUGGCUAGUAACUUCAGAAGUGCCGGCCUAGCCAUGCCACAGGGUACCGACGGAGAACUCAGCAGCUGGGCCUUGAUCAAAUGUCAUACUGCUUGGCUAUGGCAUUCGAGCCAGACAGACGCAGCCAGCGCGAUUCGCUACUACAAUAACCUGAUCGGCUAUUUUUAUAACCGAGCAAUGUACCACAACACCGCACUGAAGGAGCGCGCAAUGGAUGCUACGAAUAACAAUGAAUACUGGACAAGCAUUGGAGGCACCAAUGCCAAUAAGCAGGAUAUGGUGCAGAAAGCACUCACUGUCACGACGAUGUUCAAAGGAUCAGGAAACGAUCACGCUGAAGAGGCGUUGUGGAACGAACGCCUGGCUCACCUCCUUAGUCACUGA
Molecule: messenger RNA, 480 nt
Organism: Aspergillus alliaceus
Lineage: Eukaryota; Fungi; Ascomycota; Eurotiomycetes; Eurotiales; Aspergillaceae
Exons: 1
Coding region: 1-480 (159 amino acids)
Source: RefSeq, a predicted model, not a curated record